UCCCCGUGCAGGCUGCGGAGACUCCCUUCCCCGGGGGAGGGGGCCCCAGGUGCCCCCUCCGCCUCUACCUCAGUGAGAAGGGAGUGCUGGGGAGGGCACCUGGAUCCCGAGACUGGCACGGGUGGCCAGCUUGCAGGAGGGGACGGGGUCAAAGGUGGAAGGCUUCGGCUGGCAGGAGAGAAAGGGGUUUGGGAAGGAGAAGGACAUUGUCCACUGGGACUGUGAGCGGGAUGAACAUCCCAGGCUCCUGGCCAGAAGCUGGAGGGGGCUUGGCCAAAAAGAGGGAGAAGCAACUCAGCUGUUCUUUCUUGCUCUGAAACAGAAAAUGUCUGCAGACGGUGGAAGCAUCCAGGCUACCCAGGACAAGGAGGAAGCCCGGGAGGUUCCAGGCCAUGAGCAUCCUUGUCAAGAAAUGCUUUUUGGGUCAGAGGAAAUGGUGCCCUUGGGAGCUGCUCGGGAGUCAAUGCACAUUAAAGUGGAGCCGGAAGAGCCGCACCCCGAGGGGGCGUCGCAGGAGGAUGGGGCUCAAGCUGCACGGAGCUGGGCACCCCUAAGCCAUGGCUGUAAGGAGAAGGUUCCCUUCCUGCCUGGCGGAGCUUUCCCCUCCCCCCGGAUCCCUGUGCUUUCCUGCGAGGGGAGGACCAGAGACCGGCAGAUGGCCGCAGCUCUCCUCACCGCAUGGUCCCAGAUGCCAGUGACUUUUGAGGACGUAGCUCUGUACCUCUCCCGGGAGGAGUGGGGACGGCUGGAUCACACACAGCAGAACUUCUACAGGGACGUCCUGCAGAAGAGAAACGGGCUGUCCUUGGGGUUCCCCUUCAGCAGGCCUUUCUGGGUCCCCCAAGUGCAGGGGAAGGGCGAGGCCUCGAGCUCGGUCCGGCAGAUGCGAGAAGAGGAGGAGGAGGAGGAGAGGAGAGGUGUGUGCCCAGGAGCCAUUGAGAUGGGGCAGGAGAUGCCCACCCCGUCUGCAGCAGCCCUUGGGGAUGUGAAGCCCUUCAGAAACAGAGCAAGGAGGGCCCAGGGGGGCGUCCCGCAGUAUGGGCAGCAGGCAGCUAGUGGCCAGAGCUCAGGGCCAGUCAGAGAGGAUGGGCAGCCGGGUCCCCUGGAAGAGAGACAGCCGAUACCAGCCCCGCCUGCCUCCAGUCCCCCGAAGCCCAGCGAGGAGGAAAAGGGCGCCCCAGAGAGCGGCGAGGAGGGCCUGGCUCCCGACAGCGAUGCCAGUAAGAAGAGCUACCAGUGCGAGCAGUGUGGCAAGGGCUUCAGUUGGCACUCACACCUAGUGACGCACCGGCGCACGCACACCGGCGAAAAGCCCUACGCCUGCACGGACUGUGGCAAGCGUUUCGGCCGCAGCUCGCACCUCAUCCAGCACCAGAUUAUCCACACGGGUGAGAAGCCCUACACCUGCCCCUCCUGCUGGAAGAGCUUCAGCCACCACUCGACGCUGAUCCAGCACCAGCGCAUCCACACCGGCGAGAAGCCCUACGUGUGCGACCGCUGCGCCAAACGCUUCACCCGCCGCUCGGACCUGGUCACCCACCAGGGCACCCACACGGGCGCCAAACCGCACAAGUGUCCCAUCUGCGGCAAGUGCUUCACGCAGAGCUCGGCCCUAGUCACCCACCAGCGCACGCACACAGGAGUCAAGCCCUACCCAUGCCCCGAGUGUGGCAAGUGCUUCAGCCAGCGCUCCAACCUCAUCGCGCACAACCGCACGCACACGGGCGAGAAGCCCUACCACUGCCUCGACUGCGGCAAGAGCUUCAGCCACAGCUCGCACCUCACCGCGCACCAACGCACCCACCGCGGCGUCCGGCCCUACUCCUGCCCGCUCUGCGGCAAGAGCUUUAGCCGGCGCUCCAACCUGCACCGGCACGAGAAGAUCCACACCAGCGGGCCCAAGGCGCUGGCCAUGCUGAUGCUGGGCGCGGCGGCGGGGACUCUGGCCACCCCCCCACCCACCCCCACCUAGGAGGCUGGGAGCCCCUGGGAGUCCAGGCCCCAGGGGAGGAACGAAGG
Messenger RNA from Cynocephalus volans (Philippine flying lemur), 2019 nucleotides. RefSeq names its product zinc finger protein 205 (gene ZNF205). The transcript is spliced from 7 exons. Gene Ontology annotation, biological process: regulation of transcription by RNA polymerase II; embryo development; urogenital system development. The record is from RefSeq and is a predicted model, not a curated record. The coding region runs from base 326 to 1972 and encodes 548 amino acids. Gene Ontology annotation, cellular component: nucleus. Lineage: Eukaryota; Metazoa; Chordata; Mammalia; Dermoptera; Cynocephalidae. Gene Ontology annotation, molecular function: RNA polymerase II transcription regulatory region sequence-specific DNA binding; DNA-binding transcription factor activity, RNA polymerase II-specific.